AUGAAAACAGACCUCGGAAAUACAGCCCAAUCGACGAAAGACUUUCACAUGUUAGAAAAAACAGAUGACGAUGGCCUCGAUGGCCUCGAUGUCCCCGAUGAUUCAGAAUGGGAGCUCGUGGAUGUAAACGAUGGAUCAUGGGAUCUUGAUCACGGAACUAGUUUGCAUUUCGAUGUCACGAUGGGAUGGGGACAGUGGAAGCACACAUUAUGUUCGGUCGAUUAUACGAAUAGAGUGAAGCUACGAGAUGAACGAGAUGAGAGUGAAGGGAAUGAGGCAGAUGAUGAAAGUAAGAGUGCUACUGGCAGUGAUAGUGACGAUCAUCCGGAGCGACGAAAUGACUAG
Molecule: messenger RNA, 345 nt
Organism: Penicillium angulare
Lineage: Eukaryota; Fungi; Ascomycota; Eurotiomycetes; Eurotiales; Aspergillaceae
Exons: 1
Coding region: 1-345 (114 amino acids)
Source: RefSeq, a predicted model, not a curated record